Molecule: messenger RNA, 1035 nt
Organism: Cladophialophora psammophila CBS 110553
Lineage: Eukaryota; Fungi; Ascomycota; Eurotiomycetes; Chaetothyriales; Herpotrichiellaceae
Exons: 3
Coding region: 1-1035 (344 amino acids)
Source: RefSeq, a predicted model, not a curated record
AUGGCCUCCUCCAAGGACUUGCCGCCCAUAACCACCCCAUUCUUUCCACGGCUUUUCAUCAAGAACCAAUUCCUUGCUAGACCUCAACGGCCACCCAAGGGUACUGACCUAUCUGGGAAGGUUGUUAUUAUCACCGGAGGUAACACAGGUCUGGGCUUCGAGUGCGCCCGACAACUUCUCUCUUUCAACCUCACACACCUGAUCCUCGCUGUCCGUUCCCCUCAGAAAGGAAAGGACGCAGCCAAAAAGCUCCACAUCACUUACCCAAAGGCGACCAUUGAUGUCUGGGAACUGGAUAUGGCCUCUUAUGAUUCCAUCCAGGCAUUUGUCCAACGAGCAGAGACCACGUUGUCGCGCCUUGAUAUCGUGAUUCUCAACUCUGGCAGAUGGGCCUACAAGUAUGGCACCAUACCCAGCACCGGCCACGAAGAGCUCUUUCAGAUCAACUACCUUUCGACAGUACUCCUUUGCAUCCUCCUGCUUCCUGUCUUGAGGAGUAAAGCCCCAGCAGGAACACCUGGCCGCCUGACAAUCGUCAAUGCAGCGCUCUCUCUCGUUGCCAAGUUCCAGAACAGGAACAAAACACCCUUGCUGCCAUCAUUCGAUGAUCCAAAGGCGUACGACAUGAGUGAAUCGUACAACACGUCCAAGGUCCUCGCGCAUAUGUUUCUCUGGAAGCUCGUGGACUAUGUAUCGGCAGACGACGUCGUCGUGAACUUGGCGGACCCAGGUUUUGUUAGGGGCACACAACUCGGGCGCGACGCUCCUGGUGUGAUAGUGUUUCUUGGUAACAUAUUUGCCGCCCUCACCGCCAGAAAUAUCCGGGAUGGCGCUUCAACCUAUCUCGAUGCUUGCCUGCUCAAAGGGAAGGAGUCUCAUGGAUGCUUUAUCAUGGGCUGGCAGAUCAAACCAUUUGCGACCAUGCUAUACACCCCCGAAGGAAAGGAAGUUACCGAGAAGCUGUGGCGGGAAACAAUGGACGAACUCAGCUUCGCCAAUGUGCAACUAGUGUUGGAGUCGAUGAAGAGACGUUGA